AUAUAUAAACAAGGGAACGAGAAUUAUAUUGUGUCAAAAUGUAAACGUAAAUUGAUUCUUUGGUAUUCGAUAGUAGAAUUUUAUAAUAAAUCUCAUAAUGGCAUUCAAUAAGAGAGCUGGCUUAACAACAACGGACUUUGAAGUAUUUGGAAAAGUGCAAGGUGUGUAUUUCCGAAAAUAUACCCAGAAAAAGGCAAUAGAUCUUGGUCUUAAAGGGUGGGUUAUGAACACUGCUCAAGGCACUGUCAUUGGCCAACUGCAAGGUCAACAAGGCGCCAUUCAAGAUAUGAAGCAAUGGCUCCAAAAAAUUGGUAGUCCCAAAUCGAAAAUAGAGAAAGCUGAUUUUAGAAAUGAGGGGACGAUUAAUAGUUGUGCCUUCAGAACUUUUGAAAUAAGGCGAUAAUAUUCUAUUCAAAAAUGUUUUCUUAAUUUCGUAUUAAAAAUGUAUAAAA
Vanessa atalanta (red admiral) is the source of this 452-nucleotide messenger RNA. RefSeq names its product acylphosphatase-1-like. NCBI's taxonomy places the organism in Eukaryota, Metazoa, Arthropoda, Insecta, Lepidoptera, Nymphalidae. The record is from RefSeq and is a predicted model, not a curated record. The coding region runs from base 98 to 403 and encodes 101 amino acids. The transcript has a single exon. Gene Ontology annotation, molecular function: acylphosphatase activity.